AUGACUACAAGGAAUAGAGAGUUGUUCUCUACCUUUCGAAAGGAGAAUGGAGUCGGGCAAGGAAUCAGCUACACGCCGGCACCACCUGGAUACCAUGAAGGAACCAACUGGAGAAUCAAGAAGCUAGAGAUACCAUUAUUUAAUGGAAAUAAUUCCAAUGAAAAAGAAAAACUGGAAGUUGCGGUGGCGCCACUAGAGGGCUACGCUGCUCUCUGGUAUGACGAAGAACACUAUCGUCGACCCAUUAAAGAUUGGGAAGAACUAAAAUUCCUAAUCCUCCGGCGAUUUGGAUCCUCAAUGUUCGCAGCGGAGUCAUGGUGGUCGAACUACCAUGUUGAUCAUGAAGAGAACUUAAACCCACCACAUGAGAUUGAAUCAAAGAUUGCCAUAUCAAUCCCACAAUCUGCAACCUUGGCACUGUUUCUCACAUACGAAACACCCUUGUCGACGCUCAAUUCAAACUUGGAGUUUCCGUUGAAUCAAACACAAAACAUAUGCCAAUUAGGAUCAUUCCGAUCAGAAAUCAAUUUCGCUGUUUCUCCCAAGAUCAAUCAUGUGCCCGUAAAUAUCCAACCUGUUGGUUAUAUCACUACUAAAGAAAAAUCUAAAUGCCUAGGAAAGAAAGAUGAUAUCACAUCUGAUAAGAAACAGGUUGUUGAUGGUUAUCCCGACAAGAGCCUUGGAUAUGGGAAACAAUCGGUGGGACAUAGAAUAAAGAUUUGGCGGCCACCUGAUAAAAUGCAUUGCGAAGGUGCCAUUUCAUCUUAUAAUCCUAUAGACAAGCAGCACAAGGUAUCAUAUGUUGAUGGUGAUGAUGAAGUGCUGAAUUUAUGUUUUGAAAAAUGGAGUAUACAGGAUAAGUCCUCACCUCAGGAAGAAAAGGUUUCAGAAUUACCAAGCCCCAUUACCACAUCUAGCAAGCAUCUUAAGCAAAAGGUUAAAAGAAAGCUAGAAUUCUCACCAAAGCAAGAAGACAACUCAAAUUCACCAAAAAGAUUCUCAUCAGAAACAAAACCCACAAAAGGAGAUAACAUAAAAGACACGAUCGAGACUUCAGAACAACUCAAGCAAGCUGAAGGCGUAACAAUCAAGUUUGAAGACGAGCUAGUGGUUACCGGUGGAGAUGAUUCAGAUACAAAUACUUUCCUUCUUUCUGAAUACUUUAGGAGUAAAAGGUUGAAGAACCGAGUCAAUUGGGUACUACUGGAAGAUGGGAUUGGGUACCUAAACAAGUCCCUUGUCUCAAAAUCAGGGCGACAUGUUGAGGGAAAUCCAAAGGGAUGGAGAUUGUUUGCUGAUUUUUAUGGAAAAUGCUAUUUUUGGUAUGAAAAUCUUGACUCCAGCUUGUCCCUAUUGUGUUAUCCACAUUUAUGCUGCUGCUGUAGGAGGGCGAUCAGCAGUUGCACUUAUGCAGGCUACCGGGAGCUAUUUAUGGGUUUGCUUGGCUUCACAGAGGAGGAAGUGUGUAGCACAAGAUGGUUCUCAAGGAAUCAAACCUUGUAAGACCGGUCACAUGUUCUUUAAGUCCGGUGAGAGAACAAAAGUUGUAAGGAAGACGAUUAUGACUGUCAUGCCCGAACAAGGU
Messenger RNA from Lactuca sativa (garden lettuce), 1585 nucleotides. The record is from RefSeq and is a predicted model, not a curated record. Lineage: Eukaryota; Viridiplantae; Streptophyta; Magnoliopsida; Asterales; Asteraceae.